GGUGGGAACGUGAUGUGGGUUAUCAACAGCAACACUGACCAGCUGACAACAUGAUAAGGGGAGACCUUAAAAGUCGCUGAGGAGUAUGAUGGUCUUAUAGAGUCUCCGGCUCUGUGUCGUCGCGUCGUAACUGCUGUUGUUGAAGUUGUUGAAGAUGAGCAUCAACGGGCACGCGCACGCAGACCUUUACAGGGAGUGUUCCCCCAGAAACUCAGAGGCUGAGGAGACUACACCGUUGCUGGGAAAUGGUUCCAUGCAAACCAGAGCCACCGGAGCCUCGUUCACCUCAUCUGUGUUCAACCUGAUGAAUGCUAUCAUGGGCAGCGGUAUACUGGGUCUAGCUUUCGCAAUGGCUAGCACAGGAAUAGUUGGUUUUGGCAUCCUGUUGGUCCUGGUGUCCAGUCUAGCAGCUUACUCCAUACAUCUGCUGCUGAAGCUUUGUGACCAAACAGGUAUCAACUCAUAUGAAGACCUUGGAGGGAAAGCCUUGAAAAAACCAGGAAAAGUUCUGGUUGGAAUUGCUAUUCUCGUCCAAAAUAUUGGUGCCAUGUCAUCCUACCUGUUCAUCUUGAAGUCUGAACUUCCUCCUGCCAUCAACAGCUUCCUGAGCCCAGAUCACACAGGAAAUGCCUGGUAUGAAGACGGCAGGUUGCUUCUGAUCUUAGUUACAGUUUGCAUCGUUCUGCCACUGUCAUUGUUGCCUAAAAUUGGCUUCCUUGGCUACACCAGCAGUCUUGCCUUCUUGUUCAUGCUGUAUUUUGCUGUUGUGGUUGUGGUAAAGAAGUGGUCCAUUCCAUGUCCACUGCCUCAUAAUGUCACUACCCUUUCAGGGAUGUUGAAGAUAUCCAAUUCCUCUGAGUCAGACUGUACGCCAAAGCUCUUCAUCGUCUCCAUUAAGAGUGCCUAUGCCAUCCCCACCAUGGCCUUCUCCUUCCUGUGCCACACGGCUAUCCUGCCGAUCUACUGCGAACUGGAACGACCUACUAAAGCCCGGAUGCAGAAUGUUGCAAACAUCAGCAUUGGCCUCAGCUUCCUGCUUUACUUCAUUUCGGCCCUUUUUGGCUACCUCACUUUCUACAGUCAUGUGGAUUCAGAGCUGUUGCUUGGUUACGAUACAUACUUGCCACGUGACAUCAUGGUGAUGACGGUCCGGUUGGCAAUCCUCCUGGCCGUGCUGCUGACUGUACCACUUAUACACUUCCCUGCCCGUAAGGCUGUGAUUUUGCUGCUAUAUGGGGGACGUAACAUCUCCUGGCUGAUUCACAUCAUCUCAACUCUCAUCAUCCUGACCGUGGUGCUAAUCCUGGCCAUCUUUGUGCCUGAUAUAAGCAAUGUGUUUGGAGUAGUUGGAUCAACAAUGUCCAGCUGCCUGCUGUUUGUUUUUCCAGGCAUCUUCUACCUCAAGAUUAGUGGUCAGCCCCUCAGAUCUGUCGACUCCAUUGGGGCGAUAUUUCUUGUGGUCUUUGGGUUGAUUAUGGGUGUCAUCAGCCUCUGCGUCAUCAUCAUCACAUGGGUGAGGAGCUCCUAGCCAAUACCAUGAAACGGAUGAAAAAAAGGGAAAUUGAAACCAAAGAAAUUUAAUUUCAAAUGAGAUUGAACAGACAUUAAGAAUAUCAGGUCAGGACACUUCAUGGUAAAAUAGUUCUGAAGCCCGUUGUGCUGUGUGUGUGUAUAGAUUCAUCAGCAUCUUUUACAUGUUGAUUUUCAGACUGUAAAAAAAAAAAUCAAAAAUCUUUUUAAUCUGCCCGGAGCAAAAGAUUGAGAGCUGUUAUCUUGUGUCUUUUAUAUUCUUUCCUUUUUGUAAUUUUUACCCUCUAAUUGCUGCUCUGUUGCCUUUAUACGGAUGAUCAUGCACUUUACGUGAACUACCAGCCUAUGAACAUGUCAUUACAACCAUGAAUGUUGGCAUUUUUUUCUGAUGUUGUAUAAUCCAAACUUGAACCUAAGUAUGAUUAUUAUUUAUUGGUUGUGGGAACAGCUCUGAACCAUUCUGUUUUUAGUCUUAAACCCACACAGUCAUUCUCCAUUCCAAUUUUAGUGGUGUUUUGGUAUUUUUGCUCUGUUAAUGUAUGUGAUAAAAAUGGACAACUCUCUGUUUAUUUGUCGUGUUAUUUUUUUUAAAUCCCUUGCAGUUCCUGUUUUAUUUUAUAUCCCUUUGGAAUGUCCAUCAUUGUGUUUGAUUGGCAGUCGCUGUAUUGAUGCUGUGAUCCUCUGCUCUGUCUUCCACUCUGGGUUCGGCUCAUGGCUGAUUAAAUCCAUAUGCCCUGCACGUUUCUAAUCAUAAUUCUGUUUAGACUGUCUUUACCCUGCCUCUAAAGCCUGCAACCGCCCAUCGGCUGCUUUUAAUCUUUGGAAUGAGGUAGAUCUGCCUGCCGUCGCUGUCGAAAGAAGAAGUCGUGGUCCUGUAUUGACUCACCUGCCUUUGAAAGAGUUCCUUUAGUAAAAUAAAUGUCUGCCGUCUCCAUCCUUUCAUCCACUCUGGAGGACAAUCCCUUUAAAAAAAAAAAAAAAA
Messenger RNA from Menidia menidia (Atlantic silverside), 2512 nucleotides. Lineage: Eukaryota; Metazoa; Chordata; Actinopteri; Atheriniformes; Atherinopsidae. The record is from the annotation of a GenBank genome assembly.